This is a messenger RNA of Gadus chalcogrammus (walleye pollock), 2642 nucleotides long. RefSeq names its product hemojuvelin BMP co-receptor (gene hjv). Gene Ontology annotation, cellular component: plasma membrane. The coding region runs from base 499 to 1806 and encodes 435 amino acids. Gene Ontology annotation, molecular function: coreceptor activity. The record is from RefSeq and is a predicted model, not a curated record. Lineage: Eukaryota; Metazoa; Chordata; Actinopteri; Gadiformes; Gadidae. The transcript has 4 exons. Gene Ontology annotation, biological process: BMP signaling pathway.
AGGUGUCGGGUGGUUGAUUCAGCCUGACGCCCGGAGACCCACACGGAGGCCCGGCAAGAGGGCUCCAGGCACCAGGCGUCCAGACCCGGGGACCGGACGGGACCCACACUGCCUCCCGACCCAGACUUUCUCCCAACAAGUGGUCGAAGUCGUCUGAGCCGAUGGCCGAGGACUCGACUGGAGUCACGGAAGGAAUAGCAGUCAUACUGGUCAGCUCCCAGUGUCCACCAGUAGAAGGCUGUGGCUGUACUGAUCAGCUCCCAGUGUCCACCAGUAGACUGUGGCUGUACUGGUCAGCUCCCAGAGUCCACCAGUAGAAGACUGUGGCUGUACUGGUCAGCUCCCAGAGUCCACCAGUAGAAGGCUGUGGCUGUACUGGUCAGCUCCCAGCGUCCACCAGUAGAAGGCUGUGGCUGUACUGGUCAGCUCCCAGUGUCCACCAGUAGAAGGCUGAGGUUGAAAUCGCCCCUUGCUGGAGGUGGGGGGGUGGGGGGGGGCAUGGGUACCCGGACCCCCGCCUCACACCACCCACGGUUACCAUGGAAACGGUGUGUCGCCCUGGUCCUGCUGCUGGUGCAGCUGUGCUGUGUACAAGUGGCGUCUCCCUGCAACAUCCUGCGCUGCAACUCGGACUUCGUGGCGGCAACCUUUGACCUGGGGAGCAGCAGCCUCGGCGGGGGCGGGGCCGGGCCGAGCGGGGGGGCGGGGCCGAGCCAUGGGGGGGGGCCGGGCCGGGGGGCGGUGAACGCCAGCUACUGCGGCGCGCUGCGCUCCUACGCCUCCUGCACGGCCCGCACGGCCCGCAGCUGCCGCGGCGACCUCACAUACCAUGCCGCCGCGCAGGGCAUCCAGGACCUGCUGGAGCAGCACGCCUGCCCGGGGGCGGGGCCCACCGCCCGGCCACGCCCCCCGGCCCCGGCGCCACGCCCCCCGGCCGGCGACGCCUGCGUCUACGAGGAGGGCUUCCUGCAGCGGGGGGCCCGGGCCCCGCGCUACGUGCACUGCGGCGUGUUCGGAGACCCCCACGUCCGCACCUUCGGGGACGACUUCCAGAGCUGCGCCGUGCGGGGGGCGUGGCCCGCCAUCGACAACGAGUACCUGUACGUACAGGUGACAAGCUCGCCCGUGAGGGGCGGGGCCAACGGACACUACACCGCCCUCACCAAGGUGACGGUGAUCCUCAAGAGCUGGGCCCCGUGCACGGAGCAGCUGCUCUACACGGCCGAGCUGGACAACGUCCCGGCCGCCUUCGCCGACGGCUCCGUGUCGGGGGGCCGGGGGGGCCGGGGGGGCCGCGGCCCGCUCAUCUCCUCCACGGACCCCGGCCGGCACGCCGCCAUCCACGCGGCGCACAUCGGCACGCUGCUGGUGGUGCGGCAGAGCGGCCGCUCGCUGGGGCUCUCCGUCCGCACGCCGCGCGCCGUCGCCCGCGCCUUCGCCCCCGAGCGGGACCUCCAGCUGUGCGUGUGGGGGUGCCCCCCGUCCCAGCGGCUGCCCCCCCCGGUGGCGGCGGGCCGUGGGGCGGCGGCGGCGGCCCACUGCUCCGCCCUGCUCCCGGUGCGGGACGUGUACCAGCAGGCCUGCGUGGCCGACCUCCUGGCCAGCGGGGAGCUCAACGCCAGCCGGGCGGCCGUGGCGGCGCUGGCCGACGCCAGGGGCAUGCUGGGAGGGGAGGCCCGGCUGCACCUGCUGCCCCCCCGCCCCGCCGCCACGCCCCCCCCGGUGCCCGCGGAGGCCGGCCCGCUUGUGGGCGUGGCCCUGGUCCGGCUUGGGCUCCUGGUCCUGGGGGUCCGAGCGGUCCUAUAGGUCUACAUGCGGGUUGCAAGACUUUUACCCACAAUGCAUCACAGAAGCCUGAGGUGUCCAUUGGAGGCGGGGGGGCACGUCCCAGGAACCACAAAGUCCUGACCAGAAGGACUCCAGCAGGACUGUAGCAGGACUCUAACAGGACUCCAGCAGGACUGUAGCAGGACUGUAGCAGGACUGCAGCAGGACUGUAGCAGGACUGUGGCAGGACUCCAGCAGGACUCCAGCAGGACUCCAGCAGGACUCUAACAGGACUCCAGCAGGACUGUAGCAGGACUGUAGCAGGACUGUAGCAGGACUCUAACAGGACUGUAGCAGGACUGUAGCAGGACUCUAACAGGACUGUAGCAGGACUGUAGCAGGACUCUAACAGGACUGUAGCAGGACUGUGGCAGGACUGUGGCAGGACUCCAGCAGGACUCCAGCAGGACUCCAGCAGGACUCCAGCAGGACUUUAGCAGGACUGUAGCAGGACUGUAGCAGGACUCCAGCAGGACUGUAGCAGGACUGUAGCAGGACUGUAGCAGGACUCCAGCAGGACUGUAGCAGGAUUCCGAAGGACUGUAGCAGGACUGUAGCAGGACUGUAGCAGGACUGUAGCAGGACUUGGUCUGUGAUCAGGAGGUCCAACAGAGGGUGGCUCCAGGUCAAUUGAUUGAAUCAAUUGGUUGAUUUCUUAAAGUUUUUGGAAUUAUUGUUAUCAUUUGUUUUACAAUUUUGUGAUUUAUUGUUGAUCGUUGAGGUCAUUUUUUCACUUGACACGAGGUGGCGAGGAUGUGUGUUGUCAUGGUAACCGGUGUUGACCACGGCAGGUUAUAAAUCAAUAUAAACUCAAA